CCUAUUUGUCUGUGGUUCGCCUGAUUUCGCUAGCGUUUUAAAAUUGCGUUCUUCGCGUUUUUUUAAUAUAAUCAAUCAAAUAAUCUCGCCUUCCUUUCACUUUUGGAGAAAACUCGUAUGUAUGGUGAAAUUCAAUUAAUUGUCGUGUCACAUUUUGUUCUAAAUUAGUACUUACCGAAAACGAUACGUCUUCACUCUUCAAAUAAACAAUAUCAAGAUCGUAUGCGAUGAUCUAUUGACACUAAAUUAAAAUGGGUUUGGACUUCGAUGUGCUAGAGUUUUGUAAGAAGCUACGUCAGAACCGCCCUCCACCGUAUCAGUGCCCUUUAGACAAAUGUGACAAAGUAUACAAAAGCUUAUGCGGCUUGCAAUACCACUUGGUUAAUUAUGAUCACGAUAACCCGACACCGGUGACUCCGGCGGUCGCAAACAACCGCAAGAAAGGGAGAACUAUUCGGGCUGCGGUGCCAACGGGGGACAUCGCCCUCCAGAGCCCACCAAAGGAAGCCUUAACCUUUGCUGAGGCACAGAAAGUUGUUCAGUUUGAAAUUGAUGGCAAAAUAAGUAGAAUUCCUAUUGACCAGCCAGUGCCAAUAAUAUCUUUAGAGGAAUGGGAGAAAAAGAAUGCUGAGUUGGAAAAGCCUCUUCCUUUCAUUGAACCACAACCAGAACCUCAUGUUAAGCUUCCUGAAGCUACUUUCAGACUCAUUGAAGACUAUAACGAGAGAGUAUGUGAUGCACCACCUCGGCCAAAUGCCUACAUCCGUUUCAUUGAGAAGUCUGCUGAAGAACUUGAUGGAGAAGUGGAAUAUGACGUAGACGAAGAAGACACAGCAUGGCUGGCUAUUGUAAACAAGAAUAGAACAAAACAAGCUCUGCCACCAGUCUCUGUUGACACUUUGGAACUGUUGAUGGAUAGAUUGGAGAAGGAGUCAUAUUUUCAAGCAUCUCAAAAUGGUCAGCAGACAGCAGCAACUGUGGAUGAGGAUGCAGUUUGCUGCAUUUGCAUGGACGGCGAAUGUCAGAACACUAAUGUGAUUUUGUUCUGUGACAUGUGCAACUUGGCAGUUCAUCAGGAUUGUUAUGGGGUGCCCUAUAUACCAGAGGGACAAUGGUUGUGCAGGCGGUGUUUGCAGUCACCCUCUCGCCUCGUCAAUUGUGUCUUGUGCCCGAAUACGGGAGGUGCAUUCAAACAGACAGAUCAAGGGACAUGGGCGCACGUGGUUUGCGCUCUUUGGAUACCAGAAGUGCGGUUCGCGAAUACAGUGUUUUUGGAGCCGAUAGAUUCGAUAGAGAUGAUCCCGGCAGCGCGCUGGAAGCUGCAGUGCAUGGUGUGCAAGCAGCGCGGCGCGGGCGCCUGCAUCCAGUGCCACCGCAGCAACUGCUACUCCGCCUUCCACGUCACCUGCGCGCAGCAGGCCGGUCUUUACAUGAAGAUGGAAGCAGCAGGUUCGGGGCGGGACCCCAGCCAGCCAGUGCAGGUCGCGAAAAUGGCUUACUGCGAUGCUCACACCCCUGCACACAUCUUGCAGGAAAGAAGAGCUUUAGAAUCUGAAGGAGACAACAAACCGACCGAUCUGUCAGCCAUAAGGCAGAAAGGAAGAGAGAAAAUUAAACAGGCGAGGCGGGUGCUAGCGCUAAAGAGAACCUGGGCACCCGUAGUACUAGUGCCAACGUUACCCGCUGAGCGAGUCGCUGAGAUCGCUCAGCUCGCUCACGGGCCACCGGCGGCGCGCGCUCAGCUGAUGAAGCGCUUGCUCGCUUAUUGGACGCUUAAGCGACACAGCAGGAACGGCGUGCCUCUGUUGCGGAGGCUGCAGAGUCUCACUAGUCACCAUGGUAGCCGAGGUAUCCAGGAUGGUACAGUUAAUAUUCGGGAACUAUGUAAUCAACUUAAGUACUGGCAGAGAAUACGACAGGAUUUGGAAAGAGCGAGGUUGCUUUGCGAGUUGGUACGCAAGAGGGAGCGGCUGAAGGCGGAGUACACGCGCGUGUGGGAGCGCUGCGUGCUGCACUCGCUGCGGCCCGAGAGAGCCGCGCUGCACAAGCUGUUGCGGCUCUUGCGGCACGCCGACCAGAGCGACGUGUUCACCGAGCCCGUGGACCCGCUCGAGGUUCCAGACUACAGUACCAUAGUGAAACACCCCAUGGACCUCAGUACGAUGGGGAAGAAACUGGACAAAGGCGUGUACAAGACCAUAGACGACGUGGAGGCUGACUUCCAGCUCAUGAUCGACAACUGCCUGACAUACAAUAACAAGGACACUGUGUUUUAUAAGGCGGGCAUAAAGAUGCGGGAGCAGUGCGCGCCGAUAUUCCGUCAAGCGCGUCGCGACGUGAUCGAGGCGGGCAUGCGCGACGUGGCGGGGCGCCGUCGCAGCGUGCGCCGCUCCACCAGCGACAGCGACCGCACCGCGGACACUCGCAGCGAACGCGGCGUGUCGCUGGCUCGCAGUGAGCGGCGCCACACAAGCCUCCGCCGAGAUCUGCAUACAGACGAUGACAACAAUACGCGAGACAACUCCCCAGUGGAGGUUAAGAGCAAAGUGAACAGGAACUGGUGGCGGGGCCGCGGGCGGGGCAGAGGCCGGCGGGGGCGGCGGGGCAGGGGCCGGGCGGCGCACGCCGUGUCCCGACUGCCACGAGAGCCUAGAGAAAUCGACACACCCACAACGGAUUCAGAAGCGCCGGUGAUCACAAGGAAAAGCGUUGAACGCACUCAGAAGUUGGCCACGCCGGAGAGGUCGCCGUCGAAACAACCUGAGACGACUGGCUUAGGACUUUUGGGUGGCCUCAGAAAACCCACUUUGCUAGUAAGCCCUUCCACGCUAGCAACACCUUCAAAAAGUUUUGGGGCAGAUGCAACGUUGCCCACAUUAUCAGCCAGCUUGGGACGGAGCAGCGCACAGCUCGAGGCGUCUCCUCGGAAGAAGGGGCGCGGGAGACCACGCAAACACAAGGACAAGUCCGCCACAUCGCCUGAUCUAUUCAGGGGUAUGGGAGAGGGCGCGGAAAACGGAGGUGCUGGUGUGCCGGGGGGUGCAUCUUUCCUGCAGUACAGAGGACCCCCUGGUGAGGUGGGGUCGGACAGUGAUCUAGCUUUAUCCAGGUCGUCCAGCAGCAGCUCGGUGUGGUCGCAGUCGUGCUCGUCGUGCACGCACUACGACGACGAGAACGCGUCCGAGCACUCGUGCUCCUUCAGCUCCACUGACGGGUCAAGUUACAACGAAACGCUGGACUCGACGGUAGAGGGCGGCAGCGGGCCCGAGCCGCGCAGACGCGGGCGGCGGGCCGCUCGAGCCGACGUGUCCGACGCAGAGCCCCCUACCACACCUGUCAAGGGCCGCGGCACAAGGUCGUCUACUUCAAAAACGCCAGUGAAAUCUAAUCAACCGGACAUUAAGCUGGAUCCCUUGCAACUGGUGUGGGCUAAAUGCAGAGGCUAUCCCUGGUACCCAGCCCUGAUAAUAGAUCCAAAGAUGCCGAAAGGAUAUAUUUACAAUGGAGUCCCACUGCCCGUGCCACCACAAGAUGUUCUCAACCUCAAGAAGAACUACUCCCACGAGCCUGUCCUAUACUUGGUACUAUUCUUCGAUGUCAAACGUACAUGGCAAUGGCUUCCACCGAAUAAACUAGAACCGUUGGGUUUGGAUAAAACUGUGGAUCAAGCUAAACUGGUCGAGUCGAGGAAACCCACAGACAGGAAGGCGGUGAAGAAGGCCUACGGUGAUGCGAUGCAGUUUAGGAAACAGGUUGACGGAGAUAAAUGACACAGGUUUAGGUAUCGGUCCAGGAGACCGACCAGGAAUAGAGCGUUCAGCUUUGGGACAUUCUCCAUGAUGCACAUUCGAACACCUGAGACUACCGAUUCCAGCGAUUAAAAUUGUGGAUAUUCUAAAUGUUUACAUAUGAAAAUGAAAUUCAAAAUUCAACACCCCAAAUACUUUGUUUGGUAGAGCAGAAAGCAUUAGAUAUGUAGUAUAUGUUCUCACUAUUAUCAUUAUUCUGAUCUUAUAAUACAUAUUAAACAUUUUACAUAUUGUAGACUACUUUAGGAUCAAUUUUGAAACUAUAAACAACUUUGUACAAAUUGUAAAAAAAAAAACUAUUAUUAUGAACCAGGUUACUAUUUUCACCAUAAAUAUUAAAUAUAUUAAUAACUUUAAGAUACAAAAUUAUUUACACACAAUAUUGGACUUUUGACUAAUCUGUAAAUAAUUAUAACAUUUUAUAAGUAAAUCUGAAGAUAUCAAAAGUUAACACGCAAAUAACAGUAAUGAAUAUCAUAGUAAUUAUUAAAUAUUGUAAUCUCAAAAUAUUGACAAAUAUUUAAAUAUUGGCAUAGUUAUUGUUGAAUUGAAUAAGGAUUCAAUUACGGAUGAUAUAUCUAGUAUUGUAAUUAAUGUACAUUUAGCUAUCAUUAGGCACUGCAUCUACUCACGCUCCAUAUAAGGUUAAGUUGUGAUAUUGUGUUGCAAGAUGAAUAUGUCUUUAUUUCACGAGAACCUCAACCUUUUAUUUAUAACUCCAAAAUGAUGUGCGGAUGAAGAUGGCGGACUGGCUGUUUUAAAUCCACCCCCAUGAUAUGGAUAUCAAAUGAAAGGGUUUGCUGUCAGGAAUACGUAAAAAUAGUCACGUGGCGGACAGGCUAUUUGAAGUGCACCCCCCUUAUAUGGGUAUCAAGCGUAUUUUUUAGUUUUUUAAUGUAAUCAUGUUAUUAUUUGUUCAGUUAUUCUAAAUUUUUAAUGGUACUAUGUUACUGUUAAACAAAAUAAAAACAAAAUGAUUUUUUAGCUUCAACAGUUUAUGGUAGGCCUAGUAUUGUUUUUCGUUUUAAAGAAUAUUUGCCAUAUUUUUUAUAAUAUGACCAAUACUCACAUUCCCCUCCAACUAGUCGGGAAAGACUGUACUAGGAGUGGGUACGGCAAUAGACCAACAGGGCGGGGAUUGAACCACCAUCUCUCAGUGAUGAGUCCAACCGCUCUUACCGUUGAGCUAUUGAGUAGCUCAAUAACAGUAGAGUAUGCAUCAAUGACAUAAAUAUCUCUUGAAUGCAUAAAUAAUAUUGUCGACCAAUAGCAGCAGAGUUGAAAAUAUCUCUUUCUGUUUACAAGAAGUACAACAUUAUCCAAAUGUAUGUGACAAUGACUAACAUUUUUACAUAAAAUCGCGACUAUAUUACGUAGAUCUGUAUUUAUUUCCUCUGUAUAGAAUUAAUGAUCUGUAUGUGGUUUAUUUAUUGAUAUAAUUGAAUGUUUAUCAUAAAUACAGUUAUUGUGAAAUAGACUUGUAAUAAAAUUGGUAUUGUAACUUAGGCUGGCAGUUGUUAUAUUGUUAAUAUUUAUAAGUGUUAACUACUUUGUGUUUGUCUGAAUAAAGUAUUUGAAAAACAACAAUUC
Bicyclus anynana (squinting bush brown) is the source of this 5399-nucleotide messenger RNA. RefSeq names its product bromodomain-containing protein homolog (gene Br140). The coding region runs from base 252 to 3770 and encodes 1172 amino acids. Gene Ontology annotation, biological process: regulation of transcription by RNA polymerase II. The record is from RefSeq and is a predicted model, not a curated record. Gene Ontology annotation, cellular component: MOZ/MORF histone acetyltransferase complex. The transcript has 24 exons. Lineage: Eukaryota; Metazoa; Arthropoda; Insecta; Lepidoptera; Nymphalidae. Gene Ontology annotation, molecular function: protein binding.